Messenger RNA from Vidua chalybeata, 683 nucleotides. Its product is annotated as eukaryotic initiation factor 4A-I-like. Lineage: Eukaryota; Metazoa; Chordata; Aves; Passeriformes; Viduidae. Bases 48 to 683 code for a protein of 211 amino acids. The record is from RefSeq and is a predicted model, not a curated record. The transcript is spliced from 7 exons. Gene Ontology annotation, cellular component: cytoplasmic stress granule. Gene Ontology annotation, biological process: cytoplasmic translational initiation. Gene Ontology annotation, molecular function: ATP binding; translation initiation factor activity; RNA helicase activity.
UCUUAAGGCGGCGCCGGGCGGGGGGGGGGCGAGAGCGGAGCGCGGCGAUGUCGGCGAGUCACGACAGCCGAUCUCGCGAGAGCGGCCCCGAGGGGAUGGAGCCGGACGGGGUCAUCGAGAGUAACUGGCACGAGGUUGUGGACAGCUUUGACGAGAUGAACCUGUCGGAGGCGCUGCUGCGCGGGAUCUACGCCUACGGCUUCGAGAAACCCUCGGCCAUCCAGCAGAGAGCCAUCCUGCCCUGCAUCAAAGGUUAUGACGUCAUCGCGCAGGCGCAGUCGGGCACAGGUAAAACCGCCACCUUCGCCAUCUCCAUCCUGCAGCAGGUGGAGCUGGAGCUCAAGGCCACGCAGGCGCUCGUGCUGGCCCCCACCCGCGAGCUGGCCCAGCAGAUCCAGAAGGUGGUGAUGGCCCUCGGGGACUACAUGGGGGCCUCGUGCCACGCCUGCAUCGGCGGCACCAACGUCCGGGCCGAGGUGCAGAAGCUGCAGCUGGAGGCGCCGCACGUCGUGGUGGGGACGCCGGGGCGCGUCUUCGACAUGCUCAACCGCCGCUACCUGUCCCCAAAGUUCAUCAAGAUGUUCGUGCUGGACGAGGCCGACGAGAUGCUGAGCCGCGGCUUCAAGGAUCAGAUCUACGACAUCUUCCAGAAGCUGAGCGGGAACACGCAGGGAAGAUUUUGA